AUGUUUCAAUGUACACUAUGCGAAAAGUCCUAUCAGAGGAAGAAUCACUUAACUCGCCAUGAAGCGACCCGUAAGGCUGACCACCUCGUAGAUACACAGCAGCUCUCUUCUAGCUGCCCUUUGUGCAGCAAAGCAUUUAUGAAGCCGUGUGUGAAUGAGGUCACAAGAAGACAUAUCAAAACCUGUGCAAAAAAGCUCAAUCAACCUCCACCUCCUCCAGCCAAGCCAGGUCGGAAAAGACAUUCCUGUGAGUUGUGUUUCUUCGCCAAGGUAUCUUGCGACAGGAAUCUACCAUGCUCUCGCUGUCGCUUCCUUGGUCGACAAUGUACUUUCGUGGCCCAAGAGAUACCUUCCUGGGAUCCCAGUUGCUCUGCGGUAGCUUCACUCUCGCCUUCUGUGACAACCUCACGAUUUGGCUUAAGAGACAGUGGAUCAUUUUCUUUCCUCCAACAUUUUGCCAAUCCAUCUUUCCAAGGGGAUAGGUUGGCGAUCGGGGAGACUGCAAAAUGUUCCGUUCGAAGAAACCUUGAAACACUCAACUCCCAUAUCGAAGAUGCCCUUGUUCCCACUGAUCCUAUAUCAGUCUUUAAUGUUGACUUUCAACUCACGAGUUUCCCUUCUCAAAUACCCUCGACUAUGCCCUCUUUUGCCGAUGAUCAUUCACUUCAGCUCUCCCCUGAUACACUCUUCCCUUCGAAGCUUUCCAACCAAUUAUCCGAGAUUAUGACAGAGCUGGUCGAAACUUCAAAGUCAAUGGGGCUCGGAGGCACAGGAAUGCUCGGCCCGCUUGAUUUCAUAGAGCUUUCUACUCUCUUAGGGGUCUCCAAUAUCUCCGCCUCUAUCUCUGCAUUCUUCCACUCUCUUCACUGGCAUUUACCAGUGGUGCAUUUUCCAACCUUCGACCCAGGAAACAUCACCAAUCCUCUUUUACUUUCAAUAUUUUUAUCUGGUGCGACAUAUACUAUUCCAUUAGAUGGAGGGGCCCUACCAUUUGGUAUCUUCGACGUAGCGGAAGAGUACAUAUUUCGGAAAAUUACAGACUUAUCAAUACUUGCUUCGCCGAAGGAUUCCUCGCAUCUGCUAUCAACUGUGCAGCUGAUACAGAGUGCUCUCAUCAUCGAAAUGCUUCAAUUUGGGCAAGAUAAUGUGCAAACGAGGCGCCGUAUUCGUCUCGUCCGACAUCCAUGUUUGGUAUCUACCAUACGAUCCCUAGGGAUUUUCCAGCUCAAGCGAAGAACUGCUCCCACGGUUUGUGACGAGAGAACUUGGAUGCAUUUAGUGGCAGAGGAAGUUUGCAUACGAAUUGCGUGUUGGGUCUUUCUAGCCGAUGGAUUCCUCACAGUCUGCUUCAAAAAUCAUCCAUCAAUAUCGGUCUUUGAAAUGGAUUGUCAUUUUCCUUGGAGUGCAGGGUUAUGGGAGGCUGAAAGUGCAUCUUCUUUCAGUAGGAUUGCCAUGUCGCACUCGACAGAUCUCCCGCUUCCGCCUCUGAAAGACGUGAUCACCCAAUUGCUUGAAACUCCUUUGGGUAAUGACCCAAUACCAUGGAGUCUUUCGGUAUCAGUGGAGCAUCUCCUGAUUCUGAUUUACGCAAUUAAUUCCCUGGCAUUCCAGGCGAGAUCGGGGCUGUUGAGAUAUUUAUCACUGGAUAAAAUACGCUGUGCGUCUGGUAACUGGAGACGGAUAUGGGAUUCUGUCAUCGGUCUCUUGGACAAGGACCAAUUCCUUCACCUGGGGUAUCCGAAACACGCCCAGGAGCUUUGGUGGUUGUUGAAUGCCACGCUAGAUGCUACUGGCAGGUCUGAUGUCAACCUUCGGUACAUGGAUAACACCGCUACCGAUGACUUGGGCAAUUUGAAUGAAUUCAUUCAAUGGUGUCACCAAAGCCCGCCAUAA
Penicillium coprophilum is the source of this 1893-nucleotide messenger RNA. RefSeq names its product Zn(II)2Cys6 transcription factor. Gene Ontology annotation, molecular function: zinc ion binding; DNA-binding transcription factor activity, RNA polymerase II-specific; RNA polymerase II cis-regulatory region sequence-specific DNA binding. Gene Ontology annotation, cellular component: chromatin. The transcript has 5 exons. Gene Ontology annotation, biological process: regulation of transcription by RNA polymerase II; DNA-templated transcription. Lineage: Eukaryota; Fungi; Ascomycota; Eurotiomycetes; Eurotiales; Aspergillaceae. Bases 1 to 1893 code for a protein of 630 amino acids. The record is from RefSeq and is a predicted model, not a curated record.